Cottoperca gobio is the source of this 1905-nucleotide messenger RNA. It is a transcript of the gene coq6, whose product is annotated as coenzyme Q6 monooxygenase. Lineage: Eukaryota; Metazoa; Chordata; Actinopteri; Perciformes; Bovichtidae. Gene Ontology annotation, biological process: ubiquinone biosynthetic process. The record is from RefSeq and is a predicted model, not a curated record. Bases 346 to 1794 code for a protein of 482 amino acids. Gene Ontology annotation, cellular component: mitochondrion. Gene Ontology annotation, molecular function: 4-hydroxy-3-all-trans-polyprenylbenzoate oxygenase activity; FAD binding. The transcript is spliced from 12 exons.
ACUACACCUGGAACGAAAGUAUCUUAUUUUACACUGAGUCCUCAGUUUUGGUAGCAUUAGCACUGUUUGUGGACAGAAGCAGCAACAACGACGUUCAGUCGCGACGUCAACGAGAAAUACGUCCUCUGUGAUUGGACACGAAACCCGGAACUACUUCUUUUGGAGCGCUUGUCAACACAAUCAUGGCUGGAUUAUAGGAGAAGGGACACAGCCACAGCUGCCGUUAUUAGGACACAUUCAAGGGGGACCGUCUGUCUGACUGUCGUAUGAAAGUAUCCGGAAUUCAAAGUUCCGCCUGUUUAAUGCGGGGCUCGUCCCAUAUGAAGGCAGAGUGAAGACAGAAACAUGCACAAACUCACAAGGGCAACGCUGGCCUUAAACGGACUUGGCCGGUGUUUUAUUGCAGAAAAGCAUGUAUCUGCUAUAAAAAUCACCAGCCGAGGACUAGUGUGUGCAGAACAUGGGGACGAUUCUGGCAAGAAUGAGGUUUAUGAUGUUAUUAUAUCCGGGGGAGGACUGGUUGGAUCUGCAAUGGCGUGUUCCCUGGGCAUGGAUCCCAACUUGGUGGGUAAGAAGAUUCUUCUGCUUGAAGCAGGCAACAAGAAAGUGAUGGACAAGGUCCCAGACAACUACAGCACCAGAGUUAGCUCCAUCAGUCCAGGCUCUGCCACCUUCCUCAGUGGUAUUGGAGUAUGGGAUUACGUCACACAGAUGAGGUGCAAGCCCUAUAAAAAGAUGCAGGUUUGGGAUGCCUGCUCAGAUGCCCUGAUCACAUUCGAUAAGGACGACCUACAGGAUGAGAUGGCAUACAUCGUGGAGAACGACAUCAUUGUGGCUGCACUCACUAAACAGCUGGACAGUCUGUCCGAUAACGUGCAAGUUCGGUACAGGUCCAAGGUGGUGAAGUAUGCGUGGCCCAUGCCCCACCAGUCGGCAAACUCCAUCCCGUGGGUCAAGGUCGCGUUGGCCAGCGGAGAGACGGUUCAGACAAAGCUGUUGAUAGGUGCAGAUGGACCAAACUCAAUGGUUCGGCAGGCACUGGGGAUACCCACAGUCAAGUGGAAUUAUGACCAGUCUGCUGUGGUCGCUGUGCUGCACCUAUCGGAGCCCACAGAGAACAAUGUCGCAUGGCAGAGGUUCCUCCCAACAGGACCCAUUGCAAUGUUGCCGCUGUCGGACACGGAGAGCUCUCUGGUGUGGUCGACCAGCCAUCGGCUGGCAGAUGAGCUGCUGGAGCUGGAUGAGGAGAGCUUUGUCGACGCUAUCAACUCUGCCUUUUGGAAUAAUGAGAACCAGUCGGAGCUGAUUGAGACGGCUGGCUCUCUGUUCCGCGGCGCCCUGUCGGUUAUCAUGCCGUCUGCAGGUUCACCUCGACAGCUUCCCCCGAGUGUGGCAGGGAUCGGCCCAAAGUCCAGGGUCAUGUUUCCUCUGGGCAUCGGUCAUGCAUCGGAGUACAUCAGGCACCGCGUAGCUCUCAUUGGGGAUGCAGCCCAUCGUGUCCAUCCUCUGGCGGGUCAGGGAGCCAACCUAGGCUUUGGGGAUGUGGCUUGCCUCACACGGCUCCUGAGCCAGGCAGCCUUUGACGGGAAGGACCUGGGAGCGAUACAGCACUUGUUAGAAUUUGAAACUGAACGCCAGCGACACAAUCUGCCCAUGAUGGCUGCCAUCGACCUCAUGAAACGGCUUUACUCCACUAACGCCGCUCCCGCUGUUCUCCUACGCACUUUCGGUCUGCAGGCCACCAACAUGCUCCCAACGCUAAAAGAGCAGAUCAUGGCAUUUGCAAGCAAGUGAUGCAUUCAUCUUGCUCGGUUUUUGGUGGAUCUUCAAAGACCGCGGUUUUAAAGGCUGUAAAAAAUUGUGAAUGUAGAAAAAAUAAUAAAAUAAAGAUAUAUUUUAAUCCUU